Messenger RNA from Lactuca virosa, 2106 nucleotides. Lineage: Eukaryota; Viridiplantae; Streptophyta; Magnoliopsida; Asterales; Asteraceae. The record is from the annotation of a GenBank genome assembly.
AUGUCAUCACCUCAAGAAGCCAUUUCACUAGCGACACUUCUAAUCCAAAAAUGCACUUCCAUCAACUCCCUCAUAAAAGCCCGUCAACUCCAUGCUCGAGUCAUCACUGCCACACCCCCAAUCCGAAAAUCUCCUUACCUAAACAACAAUCUCCUCUCGAUGUAUUCAAGAUGCGGUUCCCUCUUACACUCACACAUUGUGUUCGACGAAAUGUCUCAAAGAACCAUCGUCUCUUAUAACGCCCUCAUUGCUGCCUAUUCUCGCAGUCGCAACAACGCCCAUAUAGCAUUUGACCUACUGAAGCAAUUAAACAUCGAAGGAUUCAUACCAAAUGGGCCUACUUUCACUAGCUUACUACAAGCAUCUUCUUCCCUUCAAGACCUUCUUCUAGGAUCUUCUUUACAUACACAGAUUGUAAAAUUCGAAUUCUUGAGUGAUACAUUAGUUCAAACUUCUCUUCUUGGUAUGUACUCCGAUUGUGGCGAUUUAGAGAGCUCAAAGAAGGUUUUCAGUUGUAUACUCAAAAAAGAUGCCAUGGCUUGGAAUUCCAUCAUAGUUGGACACAUGAAAAAUGAAAAGAUCAUUGAAGGACUUUAUUUCUUUAGAGAAAUGAUUAAUUCUGAGUCUUUUCCUACUCAAUUCACGUAUUCAAUGGUACUCAACGCUUGUAGUAAAUUACAACACCAUAACAUCGGACAACUCACUCAUGCGAAAGUAAUUAUAUCCGGAUUACCCACGGAUCUUCCAUUGCUUAAUGCGUUGCUAAACAUGUAUUCCAAUUGUGGGGACACCAAAACAGCACUCAAAGUUUUUGAUAACAUCGAGAAACCAGAUUUAGUCUCAUGGAACUCGAUAUUAUCCGGGUUAUCUUCAAAUGGAGACAAGGACAAAUCAAUCAAAAUGUUUAUCCACUUUUCCAAAGUUUCUUAUGUUAAACCCGAUGACUACACAUUCGCCAUUAUCAUCUCUGCAACUCGAUCAUUACCUUCUUGUAACUACGGAAAACCACUCCAUGCCCAAAUUGUCAAAUUAGGGUUUGAUUCAAACGUGUACAUUGCAAGCACAUUGGUGUCGAUGUAUUUUGAUAAUUUAGAUAUCGAAUCUACUCAAAAGCUUCAAAGUUCAAUCCCGAUUAAGGAUGUGGUUUUCUGGACAGAAAUGAUCACGGGUUAUGCUAAAACGGGUGAUGGUUCUCACGCAAUCAAAUGCUUCCAUGAAAUGUCACAAGAACACAAGAUCGAUAGCUUUGCGAUAAGUAUUGUGUUAAGUGCAUGUGCGGAUCUUGCUUCUAAUAAUCAAGGAGAGAUGAUUCAUUGUAGUUCAAUUAAACUCGGUUUGAAUAUAGAAAUGUCGGUUUUUGGUAGCUUGAUCGAUAUGUACGCGAAAUCCGGUGACCUAAAAUCGGCGGAAUCGGUUCUUUCCGAGAUCAAAACCCCAGAUUUGAAAUGUUGGAAUUCGAUUCUCUCGGGGUAUGGCCACCAUGGGAAAGUGGAGAAAGCGUUUAUGAUCUUUGAUGAGAUAGUGAAACGAGGGUUAAUCCCAGAUGAAGUGACGUAUCUUUCCAUGCUUUCUACGUGUAAUCAUUGUGGUUUGAUCGAUAAAGGGAGGUUGUUAUGGAGUUCGAUGAAGGAAAACGGUUUGAUUCGUGGAAGUAAACAUUAUUCUUGUUUUGUGGGUUUGUUAAGUCGUGCGGGGUUACUUGAAGAAGCUGAGGAGAUGAUUAUGGAAAUCGAUGAAUGUAAUCUUGAAAUGUGGAGGAGUUUAUUGAAGUCGUGUAUUGAUAGGAGGAAUGUUGAAGUGGGAAGUCGUGUGGUUGAUAGGAUUAUGGAGAUUUGUGAAGAAAAUCUUGCUACGAAUGUGUUGGUGACGAGUUUUUAUGCGUUAAUGGGACGAUGGGAUGAUGUUGCAAAUAUGAGGAGGAAGAUGAGAGAUGUGGGUGAGAAAGAUGCGGGGUUGAGUUGGAUUGAGUUGUGGAGGAGUACACAUGUUUUUUGUUCGGGAGAUGAGACUCAUCCGAAGGUUGAUGAAUUACGAGACGAAUUGGUGUCAUUGCAAAUGAAUUUGAUGAAAUGUGAAGAAGAUAGUGUUCGAUUGUUAGAUAUGUGA